Molecule: messenger RNA, 930 nt
Organism: Colletotrichum graminicola M1.001
Lineage: Eukaryota; Fungi; Ascomycota; Sordariomycetes; Glomerellales; Glomerellaceae
Exons: 1
Coding region: 1-930 (309 amino acids)
Source: RefSeq, a predicted model, not a curated record
AUGCCGUACUACGAAUACGACCACACACACUACGACCGACAACCUCGACCCUACAACCCGCGGCUUUCGUCGCUUUCGCCUUACCGCAUCGAGGAUCUCUAUGCGGCGUUACCCGGCGACAUCGUUUGGUCCACCGCGUGCCCGCUUCGCACUGACCGCGACAUCCCGCCAUUCAUGGACCCCGGUCCGAGCGACCGCGAAGUUCCGCCACUGGCAGAAAACCGCAAGCGUCGCGAGAAGAAGGGAGUCGGCCAGACACAGACCGAGAGGGGAGGCGGCGGUGACGGAAGCCGCGACGUGACCGACCGUGGCAAGCAGAUCGACAAGACCCUUGCAAUCACACGCCCGUCUCCUCUCAGUGCCAACCCUGAGGUUGCAAUCCACCUUCGAGAGCGGCGACUCAUCGAGGUCAGACUCUUGCUGAGCCAGCUCCAUGCACAACUUGAGACGGCGUACAAUGUCUACAAGACAAUCGACGACAAAUUCAGAACACAGUGCAACGCCGUCAAAAGCUUCGUCAGCGCAGACACGCUGGAUAAGAUUUGGAGUGACAUGGUACAGUCGGGGAUGAAGCAAGAGGAGGCACAGGCUGAGAGAUCGGCCGACUUUGACUCAGUCAUGGCACAGAUUGGCCUCUGCUUGCGACAUCUCCAAUCAGCCGAGAAGGACAGGCUUCCCUCGGUCCAUGGCCUUCACGAAAGGAACGCCAUUAUCGAGCGUCAAUUCAAGAACAUCACCAAGGCUGUCGAGGAAAUUGUAGAGCUUGGUGGGAGAGCCCAUAUGGAUCAUCUGGCGUGUGGAGAUUUGAUCUGGCACUUGAACAGGGCCUGGACAGCGGCAAAUCCCGAAUCGGUGAUGUGGAAAAGCCUUUUGGGCAAGCUGCCCGCAGCGGAGAAGACGUAUGUUGCUCCCGAUGACAACAGCAACUAG